AUGAUGAAUCAAUGUUAUUUUGAAAAAUUGUUAGCUCAAUAUGGAAAACCUAUAUUUUCUGCUGAUAUAGAUGUUGAAAUUAAUAAUAUAUGUCAUAAAUUAGAAAUGUUUCAUAUUGACAAAGAUAAAUAUGUUCAAUAUAAAUUGUGUAAUAGUAAAAAAGGAUGUAUUCUUUUUAGUGAAGAUAAUAAAUUAAAAAAAUCUAAAAUUUAUACCAAAUAUAUAGUUAAUAGUAUUGAUCUAAACAGUUCCUACAAAUUGGAUUGGUUAACAAAACGUAUUGAACAAUCUUAUUACAAAGAAUGUCAGGAUAUAAAAACAUUCAAGAGGAAAUGCAGAAUUAUUCGUUACAUAGAAAAAAUGUUGAAACUUUUUGAUUCAAAAUCAUUUUUGUUUUUAACAGGAUCAACAAUAACUAAUCUUGGAGAUAAUUUAUCAGAUGUCGAUUUAUGUUGGGUUAUUCCUGGAUAUGGAAUAAACAAUUUAAACUUACCUUCUAAUAUUGAUAAAGGAAUAAUUUAUAACAAAUUAAAUGAAACAAAAUUUUUUAUACUAGAAUUACUUUGUUCAUAUAAUGUUAUCAAUGACAUUUAUGUAAUUUCAAGUAAAGUUCCUUUACUUAAAAUAAAAUUUAACAAAAAGUGGUUUGAUAUUGAAGUUGAUAUAAGUAUUAAUAAUCUUCCUGGAGCAAUGAAUUCAAAAUUACUUCACUAUUAUUCACGAUAUGAUUUAAGAUUCUCACAACUAGUAUUUUAUUUUAAGAAUUUUUGUAAAGAAUCUGGAUAUAAGGAUGCUUACAAUAAUUAUUUCAAUUCAUACUCAAUAUCUUUAAUGGUUUUACAUUUUCUUCAGGCUGUUGUAGAACCACCAAUUUUACCAAAUCUCCAAGAAAUGAGACCUGAUAUAUUUAGUGAUUACAAAUUAUUGUGGUUUCCAUAUUAUCAAGAAAUAUAUUUACCUCCAUUAAAAAUUAACAAAACACCACUCUCUGAAUUAUAUAUAAAAUUUUUAAAAUAUUUUGGUAAUUUUCAAUCUAAAUAUUAUGGUAUUAGUAUUGAAAAAGGAUGUCUAUUACCAAGAGAAUUAUUUAUAAAAAAUGAAAAAAAACAUCCCCUAUUUAUUGAGGAGCCUUUUGAAAAAGAAAAUACUGCUAGAUCAUUAAAAAAAGAUCGAUGGAUUCAUAUUAGAAAAAAUUUGCUUUGUGAAGCUACUUGGCUUAUUACAAAAUCUCAAAGUUUAUAA
Messenger RNA from Strongyloides ratti, 1242 nucleotides. RefSeq names its product Poly(A) RNA polymerase GLD2. The transcript has 3 exons. Bases 1 to 1242 code for a protein of 413 amino acids. NCBI's taxonomy places the organism in Eukaryota, Metazoa, Nematoda, Chromadorea, Rhabditida, Strongyloididae. Gene Ontology annotation, cellular component: cytosol. The record is from RefSeq and is a predicted model, not a curated record. Gene Ontology annotation, molecular function: poly(A) RNA polymerase activity.